This is a messenger RNA of Asparagus officinalis (garden asparagus), 2458 nucleotides long. Its product is annotated as phosphatidylinositol/phosphatidylcholine transfer protein SFH13-like. Lineage: Eukaryota; Viridiplantae; Streptophyta; Magnoliopsida; Asparagales; Asparagaceae. The record is from RefSeq and is a predicted model, not a curated record. The transcript has 15 exons. The coding region runs from base 497 to 2359 and encodes 620 amino acids.
CAGCAACACAUAUAUACACACACGCUCAACCCUGUGAUGGAUCUGUCAAAAUUCCUAAAAACCUAAAAUUUAAAUCUCACAAAAAAAAAAAAAAAAUCCUCCCAUCAAAUUCUUCCAAUUUUCUCAUCGAAUUCAUCGAAAAAGAGGAAGAAGAAAGGGUUGGAUUCUUUGCUCAAAAUCUAUCUCGUGAUAUUCACUCAUCGAUCGCUGGAGUUUGUGCUGUAGUUGAAUGCGGCAAAAAAGAAAAUAGAUCCAAUUGAGUUCUGUCUUUUCCUCUAAUCUCCAUUGCUAAAAGUCCAGCCUCUUUUCGGAAAAUAGCAAAUUUUCUCGUGAUUUAGCCACCGAUCUCUCGAGUCCUCUUCGUUUUCCUUCCAAGGAUUCAUCCGAGCUGAGAAUGACGGAUCCAAUUCUUCCAUGAUUGCAGGUUUCUUUUCUUCUUCAGGUCGACUUUUUUAAAGCCUGAUCUUUGGAAAACAAUUACCUGAACGCAGAGAAAAUGUCAGUUUGUCACGCAGAAGGUCUCGAAGAAUUAAACAGUAAUGAUGAAAGAAAAGGGAAAUCUGAUGUAGAGAACUCUGAAGACGAGAGGAGGAGAACAAAGAUUGGGUCUCUCAAAAAGAAGGCAUUGAAUGCCUCUAACAAAUUUACCCAUUCUCUUAAGAAAAAGAGGGGGAAGAGAAAAGUGGAUUUUACGGCGACUGCCGUUUCGAUUGAAGAUAUUAGGGAUGCUGAGGAGGAGAGGAAAGUCUAUGCAUUUCGGCAAGAACUCACUGCCAAGGAUGCUUUGCCUGAAAAGCAUGAUGAUUAUCACAUGUUGCUCAGAUUUCUGAAGGCUAGGAAGUUUGAUUUUGAGAAAGCGAGUCAGAUGUGGAUAGAAAUGCUUCGAUGGAGAAAAGAAUUUGGAACUGAUUCUAUAUUGGAGGACUUUGAGUUCCAAGAGCUGGAAGAAGUUCUGCGUUAUUAUCCUCAAGGGUACCAUGGAGUUGAUAAGGAGGGAAGACCAGUAUAUAUUGAGCAGCUUGGGAAAGUAGAACCAAACAAACUAAUGCACGUAACUACAGUGGAACGCUAUAUUAGGUAUCAUGUACAGGAGUUUGAGAGGGCUUUUCAUGAAAAAUUUCCUGCAUGUUCCAUUGCAGCCAAAAGACAUAUUGGUACAACAACAACAAUUUUGGAUGUGCAUGGUGUGGGUUUUAAAAAUCUCAGCAAAACAGCACGGGACCUCUUGCAUCAUAUGCAGAAAAUAGAUGGUGAUUACUACCCUGAGACACUUCAUCAAAUGUUCAUUGUAAAUGCUGGGCACGGUUUCAAGAUUCUUUGGGGCACUGUAAAGGGUUGGCUUGAUCCGAAAACAACUGCAAAAAUACAUGUUCUUGGAAACAAAUACCAAAGUAGACUACUCGAAGUUAUAGAUGCUAGUCAACUACCAGAUUUCCUUGGAGGUUCAUGCACAUGCCUUGAUGAGGGUGGUUGCCUUAGGUCUAAUCGAGGACCAUGGAACGACCCUAUUGUCAUGAAGCUGGCGCGCAACAUUGAAGCAGCAUUUGUGAGGCAAGUUAGGCCUAUGUCAGAUGGAGAACAGAAAAGUAACUCUUACAGUAGACUACGACCACUGAAGGGAAGAAACAGUGAUAUUGAGUUAGGGACAGAUAUUGAUGAUCUUAGUUCUCCCAUCGAAUUUGGGGAGACUAGAUAUACUUCUUUGGCUCCUGUUCAUGAAGAAGUAAAGUCAUCAGAUUCUUCAUCUUACUACAGUUGGCAUGACAAUUUUGUUGUUGACAAAGUUGUAGACUGUGGUCGAAGACGUGCUGCAUCUUCUCUGAAGACGUCCGUAUUAUUUAGAGAUCAGCUGCACCGACGUUCUCAUUGGUCAUCACAUUCACUAGGUAGUUUCGUCGCUAAUAGGUGCAAUGCCGCCAAGGAUCAUCCAGACGAAGGACGACUGAGACAACUAACAAGGGCAUUGAUGGCAUUUUUUAUAAAAGUUUUAUCCUUCUUUCGUGUUCUAAGCUAUAGGCAAGAGAGGUUACACAACAGUCAUCCCUCAGUUACAGUGGUUCCUGCUCCUGAUAAUGAACACCCAGCCGAGGAGACUGUUGAGGAAGACCAUGUUGCUCCUUGUUUAGAGCGGCUUCAAAGGCUCGAAGUUAUGUUUAGCGAGCUCAGCAGCAAGCCUGCAGUGAUUCCAGUGGAGAAAGAGCAGGUGCUCCAGGAAUCUUGGGACAGGAUAAAGUCCAUCGAGUUUGAUCUCGAGAAGACAAAGAAAGUUUUGCAGGCCACAGUAGUGAAGCAAGUGGAGAUUCAAGAGACAUUAGAAACUGUACAGGAGUCCAAUAUCAGGAAAAGGAACUUUUGUUAAUACUCGGGAGGAAGUAGAUGUACAUGGAUGAGGCGCUGAGAUCAGGGCACAAAAGAAUACUGUAUUUCUCUUGCUAUAUAGCUUUUCCACCCCCCCCCC